This is a messenger RNA of Mytilinidion resinicola, 868 nucleotides long. RefSeq lists its product as uncharacterized. NCBI's taxonomy places the organism in Eukaryota, Fungi, Ascomycota, Dothideomycetes, Mytilinidiales, Mytilinidiaceae. The transcript has a single exon. Bases 253 to 735 code for a protein of 160 amino acids. The record is from RefSeq and is a predicted model, not a curated record.
CGGGCAGUCCGGGGUGAGAGAUUAUAAGAAGAGUGUCUGGAGCGCUAAGGUGGCCUGGAAUCGUGACGCCGGUCAGCAGGUAUCGAAGAGGACUGGCUAACGUGAUAUACGGGCGAGAGGCAACCGUGGGUCGCGAAGAGGAGACGGCCGCUGGCGGGGACGGCGAGCGGCUGAGCCGUGGAUGGAGGACUGGUCGGGGCGUCUGCUGGAAUACGGUGGCCGCUUGGGUUCACGCAACAGGGCGAGUUCACGAUGAGGCCGAGGGCGGGCUGGCUGAGGGCAGACGACGUAACUGUUGAGCAGCGGAGAGCAAAGCAGGUGGGGCGAGUUGGCGGGGAGCCAGUGACAAAACCAGUGACCAAAACUCCCAUGGGGCAGCAACCCAAAACACUGCGAGCACCCAGACAGUCACAGCACGACGCCGCCAGCUUGCUGUCUGCGGCUGACCGGUUGACUCCUACUAUCUCCUGUCUCGCGGGCCGUCUGGCGGUACGUCACGAUGCUCUGUCAUGCUUCUCCAUUACUGGCGGUGGCGGGCGCAGGAAUGAAUGCGUGCAGUUCCGAUACACCAUCUUGCUUGUGCAACCCCUUUCACCGCGCGGUGGCUAUCAUAGUUUCUUUCCAUGCUUGUACGGAUCGGGAAGUGCCAAUACGAUCGAGUGGCUGGGUAAAACGUUUCGAACCCCAGCUGCAGCCAUCGUCAAGCAUCGACUCGCAUUCACUAUUUGCGCCUGAUACUCGAUGGGUCCACUCUCUCACCGUCGUUCAAGGGUCUCAUUGUACUGUCCAAGUGGCAAACUGCGGUAGCCAUCGAGAUGUGCUCAUUCUGUGAUACGACAUAUGCCCAAAGGCCCACGCAUGCCUCUGC